Lucilia cuprina (Australian sheep blowfly) is the source of this 567-nucleotide messenger RNA. RefSeq names its product autophagy protein 12-like (gene Atg12). The record is from RefSeq and is a predicted model, not a curated record. Gene Ontology annotation, biological process: autophagy of mitochondrion; autophagosome assembly; nucleophagy. Lineage: Eukaryota; Metazoa; Arthropoda; Insecta; Diptera; Calliphoridae. Gene Ontology annotation, cellular component: phagophore assembly site membrane; Atg12-Atg5-Atg16 complex; cytoplasm. The transcript has 3 exons. Bases 108 to 428 code for a protein of 106 amino acids.
UCAGCUGUAAUUUUAUUUUUAUUAUUAUUAUUGUAAAAAUUGAGAAAUAGAAUUAUUUACACAAAAUUUCAAUUUAUAACUAAACAACUUCAUAUAUUUUUACCAAAAUGGCUGAUAAUGAAAACGAAACUUCACAAACUGCAGCAGAUAAAGAAAAGGAUAAUAAAAUUUGUAUACUCCUAAAUGCUACUGGCAAUGUGCCUAUUAUCAAGAAACGCACUUGGACGGUGGACCCCUACAAAACUGUGAGCUGGAUACAAAAGUUUAUACACAAAUAUUUGAAAUUAGAUCCCUCGGAACAAAUUUUUUUAUAUGUUAAUCAAACUUUUGCGCCAGCUCCCGAUCAAAUUAUUAAGAAUUUAUAUGAUUGUCAUGGUACUAAUGGUAAAUUGGUUUUAUAUUAUUGUAAAAACCAAGCCUGGGGAUAAAUCGAUUUCAUGUGUCAUCCACCAGCACAUUCUCUUAAAAAAUAUUUAACCAAAAAGUCAACAUUAUUUUUUUUUCUAAUUUAUAUUUAAAUAAGGCAUUUAAUUAAUAAUAACAUAUUAUUAAAUUAUUGAAAAACUA